Messenger RNA from Lachancea lanzarotensis, 1593 nucleotides. Its product is annotated as LALA0S03e03466g1_1. The transcript has a single exon. Bases 1 to 1593 code for a protein of 530 amino acids. Gene Ontology annotation, biological process: transmembrane transport. Gene Ontology annotation, cellular component: membrane. NCBI's taxonomy places the organism in Eukaryota, Fungi, Ascomycota, Saccharomycetes, Saccharomycetales, Saccharomycetaceae. Gene Ontology annotation, molecular function: transmembrane transporter activity. The record is from RefSeq and is a predicted model, not a curated record.
AUGAGUAAAACGUACAGUGCGGAAACGAAAGAGGAUAAGAAAGAUUUGACUCAGGUCAAAUCUGGCGAGAUACAGGAAAGAGGUUCUUUGUCUUCCGAAAGUCUAAGUAGAGGAGAAGUCGUUAUUGCAGAUGAACAUGCUGUGGGAGCUGAUUUAUUUCGUGAAGUACUUAACGGUGAUAUUGAUGCUCAAAAUGAUAUAGACUAUGCGCCACUUAGACGCAAAAUUGACCGUUGGAUACUGCCGCUACUUUGCGUAACGUACAUGCUACAAUUUCUAGACAAAUUGUCGUUAAAUUAUGCGUCUGCUUACUCGCUAUCCAAGGACUUGGGCCUAAAAGGCAACGAUUAUUCCAACAUCGCUGCAAUUUUUAAUGUGGGGUACCUCAUCGGGUCCAUCCCGGGAAAUUGGCUUAUACAGAAGCUACCGGUGGCUAAGUUUACCGGAUGCACACUUGUGAUGUGGGCCAUUUUACUCAUUGGACACGUUGGUGCGACUAACUACCAUUCCAUGAUGGCUCUGAGAUUUCUUUUGGGAUUUUUGGAAGCUGCCAUUUCUCCUUCUUGUAUGAUUAUCUGUUCGAUGUUUUAUAACAAGCAAGAACAGCCCUUCAGAAUGUGCACUUUCUUGAGUAUGAACGGUGUCGCCACGAUGGUCGGCGCUCUUUUGGCAUACGGGUUGGGUCACUCGACAAAUGCGUCGCUCAAGCCUUGGAAACUGAUUUUUUUAGUCAUUGGUGUGAUCAACCUUGCAUGGAGUCUGGUCUUUUUGUAUCUGGCUCCAGACUCUCCAUCGAAUGCCCGGUUUUUAACCCACGACGAAAAACUGAGGGUUGUUCAACGUGUUUCAACUAAUAAAAUGGGUAUAAAGGAUACGAAGCUCAAGCCUAAGCAAGCCCUCGAAGCGUUGAAGGACCUCAACUGCUGGAUUUUGGCACUGAUCGGUCUGGGCUGCGGUAUCAUCAACGGUGGCUGUUCCAACUUCAUUUCCACGCUGAUCAAAGGUUUUGGGUUUACCGGACUCAGUGCUACUCUACUUCAAUUGCCUACCGGAGCUAUCGAGCUUGUCUGUGUGUUUGCUGCUGGUGUCAUCGCGCUGUACAGCAAGAAAAAUAUUAGGGUCAUACUUCUGUUUCUUCUGUGCGUACCAACUCUAGCUGGUCUGGUUGGUAUUCAUUUGAUUCCAUUGAAACACAAGUGGGCGCUGGUCGGCUGUUGUUGGUUGAUGUACAUCAUCGGAGGGCCCGUUAUCAUGUGCUGGAUCUUAAUGAACGUCACAAUUGCGGGCUCCUCCAAAAUGUCUACGGCCAAAAUAAUGUGGUUCCUCAUGUACACUGCUGGAAACAUUACCGGUGCCAAAAUCUUCUACGCCAAAGAGGCCCCCAAAUACAUCACAGGAAUGAAAGGUUUGAUAGCGUCGUACUCCUGUAUGAUGUUUUUAUGCAUCGUUUACUACAUCAUGAUGACUUACAGAAACAGAUCCAGGGACCGUAAGCAUGGAGUGCUGACGCCAGAGUCUGAACAACAAGGUAUCAUUGACGGUUUCAAGGAUUAUACCGAUUUCGAGAACAAGAAUUUCAGAUACGCCUACUGA